AUGGAAAAACAAGUGAAUUUGUUGAAGUCAAGAAAGAGGGUGUCCGAAUUGGAAGCUGAAAUUGAGCAGUGGGCUCAACUGCUACGGCCCAUGAAAUCAUCAUCAACAAACAUGGCUAGAUUUCUGAGUUCAGACCUUCAUAGUACUACCAAUGUCUCCUUCUCUCACAUUAAGAGCAAGGAAAUAAAAUAUCAUCACGUGGCUCCCUUAUUGUUUCAAGCAUUUGAGAUGGUUCCAUACUUGGUGGAAAUCUCAUACAUAGGGGUGGAAGGUCUCUUUUUCUCGUACUACACUGAUAAUGAUGAUGCUCUAGCUAUGUACUCCAACUCAUCAUCUACUUGGGGUGCCUCCAAUAUAACCUACAUUCAACCUGUGAAUCGUGAAACCGGAGAAGUUCAUGGGAAAGCCACAAAUAUAGUAUCUAACCCCUUUAUGAAUGCAAGUUGGAUAGAGGAAGCACUUAACAUGUCAAGUGGGUUUUCCUCAUUGGGAACCAAGUGGGGCAAUGAUGAUCUUUUGUUCCUCAGUUCAGCCAGAAUCAUGAGAAAAGGAGUGAUCUCUCUUGGAUUUUCAGCAGGAAAAAUAACUGAUUUUGUCACUCGCAUUGACCAACAACAUGGCACAAUGUCCUAUUUAGCUACCAAAGAUGGAAAAGUUCUUGUGGGAGGGAUUCAACUUACCCAUUUGGUAAUUUCUGAUGAUACAGUUUUGUUCCAAUCAGUGAAUGCAAACAGUGAUUCCACAAGUAAUGAGGGCACUGUCUCAUGCAAGGAUGAAGCUGCUGCUUCUAGUUUCAUUAUUCGGGAUACUGCCUAUUCAAUUCACUGCCACACCAUCGAUAUAAUGGGAAUAGAAUCGGUGUAUGUGAUGGCUGUCCCGAAAGAUGGCUAUGCGAGCAUUGAUCGGAAUUACAAGAAAAAGGGAUUGAUAUUGUUUGUGGCAACGAUGGUUACAAUAUUUAUUGCUUUCUUCAGUUUUCUAUAUGUUACCUGUACAGCCUUGAGACGAGAAAUGCAUCUGUGUGCGUCACUAAUCAAACAGUGUGAAGCCACCCAACAAGCUGAGAAAAUGAAUAUGAAUAAGAGUGCCGCUUUUGCAAGUGCCAGCCAUGAUGUUCGUGCUUCUCUCGCAGGCAUCACCGGUUUGAUAGACAUAUCUUCUGAGUUGGUUGCCCCUGGUUCAGAAUUGGAGACCAAUUUGAAACAAAUGCAUGGUUGUACCCAAGACUUACUAGGACUGUUGAAUUCUAUACUAGACACAAGCAAAAUAGAGGCAGGAAAAAUGCAACUUGAAGAAGAGGAGUUUGAUGUGUUCCAUCUCUUAGAAGAUGUAGUUGACUUUUACCAUCCCGUGGCUGCGAAGAAAGGUGUAGAUCUCGUGUUGGACCCUUGUAAUGGUUCUAUAGUGGGAUAUUCACGGGUGAAAGGUGAUAGGGGUAAACUCAAACAAGUUCUGUGUAAUUUAUUGAGCAAUGCUGUGAAAUUUACUGAUGAGGGUCACAUAGUUGUGCGCGCAUGGACUCGGAAGGCAAGAUUAUUGCAGAAUUCGACAGUCACUUGCAACCAAUUUGAGUUCAAGCAAUAUUUAUCAUGUUUAUUUCGUAACAAAAUCGAAGCACGUGGUGAUGUCGAAUCCACACGUUCAAUCCAAGGAGAUCCGCAAUCUAUGGAUUUUAUAUUUGAAGUGGAUGACACAGGAAAAGGAAUUCCUAAAGAGAAUUACAAGUCUGUGUUUGAGAACUAUGUCCAAGUCAAAGAUACUGCUAUUGGCCAAGGAGGAACUGGCUUGGGACUUGGGAUUGUGCAGUCGUUGGUGCGUUUGAUGCAUGGAGAUAUUGAAAUUGUGGAGAAGGAUACUGGUGAAAAAGGGACAUGCUUCAAGUUCAAUGUGCUUCUCACUGUUUGUGAGUGCGAGGCAGUGACUGAUGGUAGCAGAAAGGAAGGUAUUGGGUGUGGAUCGGGAGAUGGAAUGCAAGCUCAGGGGCAAACCGUGCAUGCUUCAAGUUCUGGUUCUUCUAGAAUUUGUUCCAUGAGUCCUAGGUUACGUAUUUGCAGCUCUAGUCCUAAGUCUGAGGCUUCCCUAGUGGUUCUUUUGAUUGUUGACGAGGAGCGCCAAAGGACUUCACAAAGGUUCAUGGAGAGGUUAGGGAUCAAAGUUAAAGUUGUGAAUACUGGGAAACAUCUGUUUUAUACUCUCAGGAAGAUCAAACAGAAGGCUAAGCAUUCUAGUGGCCAAAAUUCUCCAGGGUCUUCAGAUUUGAGUUAUUGGUCUACACCUCAUAGUUCACUUGACAUAUCCACAAGAGUUCCACUGAGUUCUAUGGAUGGAACUGAGCAUAACAUGCCUUUAGUUUUCAAGAAAACUGAUAUUGGAGCAUCCCCCGGCUUCAUCCUUAUUGUGAUUGAUGCAAAUGCAGGAUCAUUUUCUGAGCUUUACAUGAUUGUAUCCAGCUUCAAGAAAGACCUUCGCAACCCUUGUAAGGUUGUGUGGCUAAAUAAGCCCUUUAUGCGUAGAAUCAACUUCAAGGCCCUCAAUCAAGAUGACAUUGUCACUUCCAAACCAUUUCAUGGUACUCGUUUGUUCCAAACCAUAAAGCUCCUUCCUGAAUUUGGUAGUGAUUGGCAAAGCAAUUCCCAUAGAGCUAAUAGAGAAAGGACUAAUGAGAGAGCUAAAUUGAAGACUUACAAGGAUCCAGGUUUGUUAAAAUACACGUCUCCUCUGCUGGACAGAUCACAAAUGUCUUCAACUGAUGAAAACACAUUCCAAAGUGCUGAACAAAUUUUGAAGGGUAAACGACCAUCCAAGACAAAACUAACUCUUGUUCAUCAAGGAGAAAUCCAAGAGUGUGAAAACUCAUCAGGGUGUCACAAACCCUUGAGUGGUAAGAAGUUUUUGGUUGCUGAUGACAGUGCAUUGCUACGAAAGAUAGCUUCAGUUACUUUGAUUUCUCUUGGUGCAAGCAUGGAGCAAUGUGAAAAUGGUGAACAAGCUGUGAGGCUAGUUGAUGAGGGUCUACCUCGGGAGUUCCCUAAUCCUCCUUAUGAUUACAUCUUAAUGGACUGUCAGAUGCCAGUAAUGGAUGGGCUUGAGGCAACAAAGUGGAUACGAAAGAUAGAGAAAGCGUAUGGUGUUCACAUUCCUAUCAUUGCAUUGACAUCUGGGACCGAAAGAAUAACCAUAAAGAGUGGAAUGGACUAUCAUAUGUUGAAGCCAAUUAACAAAGAGGAUUUACUUAAAGCAAUCACAUAUAUAAAUGGUAGAGUUUGA
This is a messenger RNA of Sphenostylis stenocarpa, 3267 nucleotides long. The record is from the annotation of a GenBank genome assembly. NCBI's taxonomy places the organism in Eukaryota, Viridiplantae, Streptophyta, Magnoliopsida, Fabales, Fabaceae.